UGGGAGUGAUUGUCAGUUUUAGUGUCGUCUCGCCAAGAUAACAUGAUGAUUAUAAAAUCGGGAUCAAUCUCAGCUCGUUUAAGGCACAUCACGCGAAAUAUCACGGUGGAGCCCGUGAUUGUAUUGUACUUAAUUUCCAUUGGUCUCAAUGAAGUGAUCCGACCUAAUCUCCUCAUUCAAAAAGCCUGCCGUCAAAAGCUUAAUUUCUCGGAGGACCUGUGCAAUGAUCUCAACAACGACAAUCACACUUCUGAACUGGAUGAGGUGCAACAGGAGGUCUCGAAUUACGAGGGAACACUCAGUUUGGCCGCUUUUUUCCCCCGGGUCAUUUACGCCCUAAUCGCUGGGGCGUGGUCGGAUCGCUUCGGAAGGAAAUUCAUCAUCGGAAUGCCAGUCUUUGGUCAAGUUCUGCUUUCACUCUCGCUUUUGUUGAACUACGCUUUCCUUUUGGAAUUCCCAUUCGGCAUGCUCUAUCUCGAGUUCCUCAACGAGUUAUGCGGAUCCUUUGUGCUGUAUUACCUAGGGAUUUACAGCUAUAUCUCGGAUGUGACCAGCAACAAGAAUCGAACCACACGACUCUCGUUUGCCGAUGGGACGGAUUACAUUUCCACCAUGAUUGGAACGUCAAGCAGUGGUCCACUGUUCAAAUUCCUCGGUUUCUACUUCGUUUUUGGCGCCAGUGCUACUCUCUCUCUCUGUGCUGUUGUCUAUUUGGCUUGUUUCGUUCAAGAGUCAAAACCUCUUGGUCAGGCGGAAAAGGAAACGGGGGAGAUGAUGGUCAGUCAACCGGAAAGUUACGGCGCUUACGACGCCACUCCGAGUGUGGAGAACCUCCCAAGGACAAAGAAGACCUACUGUCAAAAACUUCCUUUUCCAUCGGAUUUCUUGGCCAGUUUUAAGACUAUCCUUAAACCUCGAGCAGGCCAUGGACGUCUCAUGAUUUGGAUGCUCUUAUUCAAUUUCGCGUGUUACAUCUUUGCUUACAAUGGCACGGAAGGAUCGCAUCGUUACUUGUUCGCCACCAAGAAAUAUGGAUGGGAUGAGCAGGAGUUCACGGUGUUUCUGUCCAUCUACCGGAUCCUCUAUCUCGUCACGUUAUGGUUGAUUCUUCCGGUGCUGAGUCGAUAUUUUCAACUUCAUGAUGCUUGUGUGGCCAUUAUCGCUUGUAUCACAGGGGCUGUGGGGAUGGGCUUUCCGGCCCUGAUUGAGCCUUCGUGGGCGUUUUUCCUGGGCAGCUUCAUCUCCUCGUUCAGUCCUGCCGCCACCAUUGUGGUUCGCUCCAUGGCCAGCCGGUGUGUGGAGGAAAAUGAGGUAGGCCGUGUUUUUGCAAUGAUCAGUUUCAUCAGUGCCAUUAGUUCAUCCCUGAUCACGGCCGCGUUUCAAGCCAUCUACUCGACCACAUUGAACACAUUUCCGGAGACGUUUCUUUUAGUGAACGCAGCCUUUUUUGUAGCCACUAUUCCGAACAACAUUUUUUUAUGGAAUCGACUU
This is a messenger RNA of Tigriopus californicus, 1491 nucleotides long. Its product is annotated as proton-coupled folate transporter-like. The record is from RefSeq and is a predicted model, not a curated record. Lineage: Eukaryota; Metazoa; Arthropoda; Copepoda; Harpacticoida; Harpacticidae. Gene Ontology annotation, molecular function: transmembrane transporter activity. Gene Ontology annotation, biological process: transmembrane transport. Gene Ontology annotation, cellular component: membrane.